This is a messenger RNA of Plectropomus leopardus (leopard coralgrouper), 6208 nucleotides long. RefSeq names its product ankyrin 1, erythrocytic b (gene ank1b). NCBI's taxonomy places the organism in Eukaryota, Metazoa, Chordata, Actinopteri, Perciformes, Serranidae. Gene Ontology annotation, molecular function: protein binding. Gene Ontology annotation, biological process: signal transduction. The record is from RefSeq and is a predicted model, not a curated record.
AAGGUAGGAGAGAACGAAGGGGGAGGGGAGGCAUUGCAGCGCAGUGCAAGCUGACUGGAUGAGUAGCAGCCGCGGCACAGGCAGCAGCAUCAGCACCACUAGCUGUAGCAUCUUUCUUUGUGGCUGCUGGAGGCUGUCUUGUGGCUGCCGUAGCAUCAACAUCCUCCACACAUAAAUAUCUGGACACAGGCGUCCCCACUGCCUGCUUUACACACACACACACAUGUCGUGGUGGCCACCGAGGACGAGGUAGUAAGUGACGGGGCUCGGGGGACAGAGGGACACAGGAAGAGGAAACAGGGACGACUGGUGGUAGUGCAAACGAGAGGAGGGCUGGAGCGACGGAGACUAGAGCAGCAGCAGCAGCAGUAGCAGCGGCACCAUGGCGCAAGCCGCUAAGCAGCUCCGUAAGACCAAGGACCUCGCAGAGGCCGCCGCCCAGGAGCAGCGGGAGAAGGAGGAGGAAAAGUUAAAAAGGAGGAAUCGAUCCAGAGACCGCAGGCGCAAGGCCGAUGCAGCCACCAGUUUCCUGCGUGCAGCUCGCUCAGGGAACCUGGACAAGGCUCUGGAUCACCUGAAGAAUGGAAUAGACAUCAACACAGCUAAUCAAAAUGGUCUAAACGGGUUACACCUGGCCUCUAAAGAAGGUCAUGUCAAAAUGGUCCUGGAGCUGCUACACGCUGGCAUUGAGCUGGAAGCCACCACCAAGAAAGGGAACACAGCUCUCCAUAUCGCAGCGCUGGCAGGCCAGGAGAAAGUGGUGGCUGAGCUUGUCAACUACGGUGCCAACGUUAAUGCCCAGUCACAUAAAGGGUUCAGUCCUCUUUACAUGGCAGCACAGGAGAAUCACUUAGAGGUGGUAAAGUUCCUGCUCGAGAACGGUGCCAAUCAGAGUCUCCCAACCGAGGAUGGCUUCACUCCUCUGGCAGUAGCUCUCCAGCAGGGUCAUGAAAAUGUUGUGGCACUGCUCAUCAACUAUGGCACCAAAGGCAAGGUCCGCCUCCCUGCGCUGCACAUCGCUGCACGAAACGACGACACACGCACUGCUGCAGUGCUCCUGCAAAACGACCCCAACCCUGAUGUUCUCAGCAAAACUGGCUUCACACCUCUCCAUAUUGCAGCUCACUAUGAGAAUAUGAGCGUAGCCCAGCUGCUGCUGAACAGAGGAGCCAAUGUAAACUUCACCCCCAAGAAUGGCAUCACACCCCUUCAUAUAGCCUCCAGGAGGGGCAAUGUGAUGAUGGUCAGACUACUGCUGGACAGAGGAGCACAGAUUGAUGCCAAAACUAAGGAUGAGCUAACUCCUCUCCACUGUGCAGCCAGGAAUGGUCAUGUUCGUAUAAUUGAAAUCCUGCUGGAACAUGGUGCUCCCAUCCAGGCGAAAACCAAGAACGGUCUGUCCCCCAUCCACAUGGCAGCUCAGGGGGAUCACAUGGACUGUGUCAGGCAGCUACUGCAGUACAACGCUGAGAUUGAUGAUAUCACGCUGGACCAUUUAACUCCUCUUCAUGUAGCAGCCCACUGUGGUCACCAUCGGAUGGCCAAAGUCCUACUGGACAAGGGGGCCAAAGCCAAUGCACGUGCUCUGAAUGGCUUCACACCUCUCCAUAUUGCUUGCAAGAAGAACCACAUGCGGUCCAUGGACCUGCUGCUUAAGCAUUCUGCUUCCCUAGAAGCUGUCACAGAGUCUGGUCUCACUCCUCUUCAUGUAGCAGCAUUCAUGGGCCAUUUGAAUAUAGUGAAGAACCUGCUCCAGAGAGGAGCUUCACCUAAUGCUUCCAAUGUGAAAGUGGAGACUCCCCUCCACAUGGCGUCCAGAGCGGGACACUGUGAAGUUGCUCAGUUCCUGCUGCAGAACGCAGCACAAGCAGACACCAAGGCUAAGGAUGACCAGACACCUCUGCACUGUGCGGCCCGCAUGGGCCACAAGGACCUUGUCAAGAUGCUCCUUGAGCACAAGGCCAACCCCGACUCAGCUACAACUGCGGGCCACACGCCCUUACACAUUUCUGCACGCGAAGGACAUGUUCACACUAUUCGUAUUUUGUUGGAUGCUGGGGCUCAGCAGACCAAGAUGACAAAGAAAGGCUUCACUCCCCUCCAUGUGGCCUCUAAAUAUGGCAAGGUGGACGUGGCUGAGCUCCUACUGGAGAGAGGAGCCAACCCUAAUGCAGCUGGGAAGAACGGUCUGACACCCCUUCAUGUGGCCGUCCAUCACAACAACCUGGAUGUUGUUAGACUCCUGGUCAGCAAGGGAGGAUCUGCACACAGCACUGCCCGAAAUGGCUACACUGCCCUGCACAUAGCGGCAAAGCAGAACCAGAUGGAGGUGGCCAGUUGUCUGCUGCAGAACGGGGCAACUCCUAAUUCAGAGUCCCUCCAAGGCAUCACGCCCCUACACCUGGCUUCACAGGAGGGGCGGCCCGACAUGGUGGCCCUGCUCAUCUCCAAACAGGCCAACGUAAAUCUGGGAAACAAGAAUGGGUUGACCCCUCUGCAUCUUGUGGCUCAGGAAGGUCAUGUGGGAAUCGCUGACAUGUUGGUUAAACAAGGAGCUUCCGUUUACGCUGCUUCACGGAUGGGCUACACACCCCUUCAUGUGGCCUGUCACUAUGGCAACAUCAAGAUGGUGAAGUUCCUCCUGCAGCAGCAGGCUCAUGUGAACAGCAAGACAAGGAUGGGCUACACCCCUCUGCACCAGGCAGCUCAGCAGGGCCAUACUGAUAUUGUCACCCUGUUGUUGAAACACGGAGCCCAGCCCAAUGAGAUUACUUCGAAUGGGACAUCUCCCCUGGGUAUUGCCAAGCGGCUGGGUUACAUCUCUGUCAUUGAUGUGCUCAAACUGGUUACCGAGGAGUCCGUCUCCGCGAUCACGACAGAGAAGCAUCGGAUGAGUUUCCCAGAGACAGUAGAUGAGAUUUUGGAUGUUUCGGAGGAUGAAGGGGUUGCCCAGCUAACGUUAGGAGAUGAGUUGCUCGGGAUGGAUGGAGCACGCUAUUUAAAGCUUGAUGACUUUAAGGACCAGGACGAUGACUUCCUCUCCCCGAAGAAAACCCUCAGAGACUUUGAGGGCGGCAUGGGAACCACGCCAUAUUCUCCUGCUAUUCCCAGGAUCCCUUGUGUGUCCCCAGAGACUGUACUGCUGGAUCAGCACACCCCUGUUCCACUGCCAAAGGAGUAUGAUGAAGACUCUCUUAUCCCAAGCAGUCCGGCUACGGAGACUUCAGACAACGUCAGCCCUGUGGCAAGCCCUAUUCACACUGGCUUCCUGGUGAGUUUUAUGGUGGAUGCUCGAGGAGGCUCCAUGCGAGGCAGCAGACACCAUGGCCUGCGAGUUAUUAUCCCUCCUCGAACCUGCACUGCACCAACACGCAUCACCUGCCGUCUGGUCAAACCUCAGAAGCUGACCACACCGCCUCCACUGGUGGAGGGGGAGGGGCUUGCUAGCCGUAUCAUCUCCUUAGGGCCAUCAAGUAUGCAGUUCCUUGGACCUGUAAUAGUAGAAAUCCCCCACUUUGCCUCACUGGGCCGAGGAGACAGAGAGCUUGUGGUCCUCCGCAGCGAAAAUGGCUCAAUCUGGAAGGAACACCGCAAUCGCUACGGUGACGAAGUGCUGGAAACUAUUCUAAAUGGCAUGGAUGAAGACUUGGAGAGUCAAGACGAGUUGGAGAAGAAGAGAAUCCGUCGGAUCAUCUCCACUGACUUCCCCCUCUACUUCGCUGUGGUGUCCCGCAUUCAGCAGGAGAGCGAUCUGAUCGGUCCAGAGGGCGGCCGGUUGACCAGUAAGCUGGUGCCACAUGUCGAGGCCAUCUUCCCCGAGACAGCUGUCACCAAGAGAGUGCGACUGGGGCUGCAGGCGCAGCCUAUCCCUGAUGAACUGCUGACUCGCCAGCUUGGUAACCAGGCGACCUUCAGCCCAGUAGUUACCAUCGAGCCACGCCGACGCAAAUUUCACCGUCCAAUCGGGUUGCGCAUCCCUUUGCCACCAUCCUGGCGGGAGAGUCCUCGAGAUGCUGGGGAGGGUGACACUACCAGCUUGCGCCUCCUCUGCAGUGUCAUCGGUGGCACAGCACCGGCUCAGUGGGAGGACAUCACUGGAACCACCAAGCUAAUGUACGCCCACAACUGUGCCAACUUUACCACCAAUGUCUCUGCAAGAUUCUGGCUGGCAGACUGUCCACGAACAGCGGAGGCAGUGGCCUUUGCCAAUUUGUUGUACCGGGAGCUGAUGGCGGUUCCAUAUAUGGCCAAGUUUGUUAUUUUUGCGAAGAUGAAUGAAGCACGGGAGGGACGCUUGCGUUGUUACUGCAUGACAGAUGACAAAAUGGACAAAACACUGGAGCUGCAUGAAAACUUCACCGAAGUGGCCCGCAGUCGAGACAUUGAGCUGAUGGAGGGCAUGCCGCUGCACCUGGAGUGUUCAGGGAACCUCGUGCCAAUCAGGAAGGCCACCCAGCAGCCUCGCAGCUUCAGCUUCCAGGCCUUCAGAGAUAACAGGCUGCCCGUCUCUGUCAAGGUCAGAGAUAGUAACAAGGAUGCAACUGGGUUUUUGUCCUUUCUGCGGAAGUGCACCAAGUAUGAGGACACACAGCAUGUACUGUGUAACCUAAACAUAACCAUGCCGCCCUGCGUCAAGGUUGUUGGAAGUGAGGAGCGCAGAAGAACCUUAACCCCCCUCGCCCUGAGGGAACGCUACAGUGCACUGAACGAGCCUGGUUUGGCCACGGUGAAUGCCAUGGAGAGGACUGAGAUCAAGAUCAACAUCAUUUCAGAGCAGCUGGGAUUGAGCUGGGCAGAGUUGGCACGCGAGCUUCAGUUUGGUGUGGACGACAUCAACAGGAUCCGUGUGGAGAAUCCCAACUCACUGCUGGACCAGAGUUCUGCCUUGCUCAACCUGUGGGCCAGCAGAGAAGGCAAAAGGGCCAAGAUGGAGAGCCUUUACACCGCUCUGAAAAACAUUGAUCGUGCAGACAUUGUAACAUCUCUGGAGGGUCAGGCUCCACAGCCAGCACCCGGUUCUUUAGAGGAGGGCGCCUGUCGACUCAGCGAUCGUGACUCCACCCUGCUGUCCCCCAGUGUGCUCAAUGAGGUCACGGACACAAGGCCACCGCGCCUAGUGCGCAAGCCACGAGUUAUUAGACCCCCGUUUUUCAGAAGGGGUUAUGGGCUGGUGCAGGAGGAGCUGCUGUCCCCGGCCUCCAUGCAGUACAGCUUGCCCUCCCCGCUGGGCGCCGAGCCCUACUGGCAGGAAGUCUCCAGCCUUGAGUGCGCCCCCAUCGCCACCACCGAGGAAGACACAUUAAUGGAGAUGUCGGAUGUUCAGGUGUGGCCAGCAGGGGUCAGCCCCUCGUUGGUCACGGUGGAGGACUCGUCACUAGAGGGCAGCAGUCGGGCUGACGACUCAGAGGGCGCCACGCUCUCCCUUCCUUGCAGCUUGGGGCGCCCGAGCAGCGGUGCCAGCGGGGCUAGCGGCUCAAUCAUGGAGCUGGAAGAGGAGGAGGAGGAGGAGGAGGAGGAAGGGGAGGUUGAGGAGGAGGAGGCGCCACAGGAGCCAGCAACUGUACUGGCAGAAUAUGACAGAGUGAGGGCCAGUGGCGCCGUUCCCAAGGUCAACCUAAAUGGACAGCUGGGAGGUCAGAGGUUGGAUGGGAGGAGAGGGGAGGUCCUCGCAGCAGGAGGUGGAGCAAAAGGAGGAGGUGGAGGUAUUGGGUUGGGUUCAGUGGAAGGGAUUUCUGUUGUUUCAGGCCAGCAGGUGUACGCCCAGCGGUGUGAGAUGUCGGGACUGAGUCGGGCUUCGGAGCACAAUGGAGAUAACCGGGUGGUUGGAGGUGGAGCAUUUCAACCUUACUUACCAGACAAGGACUCCCUGCAGGGCUGGGUGGGCUCAGUGUCAUCAGGACGUGACGGCAGCAUGCCAGGCUUGCGCGUGGCCCAGGAGGCUCUGCUGACUCCGAGAGAGGAGAAAGAGGACUAUGCUGCUGAGGCGCAGUUUGUUGAUGAACACGGACGCGUACUUGCCAGAAAGGACCGGAAAGCCACUGCCAAAUCAUCCUCCACAAAAACACAACCAGGCCGGAGAGGAAAAUGAGCAAAGGAGAGGAAGACAGAGACUAAGACGUGCAAACAACAACAAUGACAAACACAAUAUCAUCCUCUACGUGUGACCAUGGAGCACCACAAAAGAGACAGAGGAGAAAAAAAAAAAAAG